CGGCGACGACCAGAAGGGGCCCGAGAGAGGGGGCGAGCGACCGAGCGCCGCGACGCGGGAGUGAGGUGCUUGCGGGCUGCAGCGCAGACCCCGGCCCGGCCCCUCCGAGAGCGUCCUGAGCGCUCCCUCACGCCUUCCCUUCAAACCUUCUGCCUUUUUCUCCAUCCUCGUGAGCGGAGAACUGGGAGUGGCCAUUCGACGACAGGUUAGCGGGUUUGCCUCCCACGCCCCCAGCCUCCCGUCGCCGGCUCACAGCGGCCUCCUCUGGGGAUCGUCCCCCUCCCGGUGCCGCCUCCGCCCUUCCUGUGCGCUCCUUUUCCUCCUUCUUCCCUAUUAAAUAUUAUUUGGGAAUUGUUUAAUUUUUUUUUUUAAAAAAAAGAGAGGUGGGGAGGAAUCGGAGUUGUGGAGAAGCAGAGGGACACAGUGUGGUGUAAAGGAAUUCAUUAGCCAUGGAUGUAUUCAUGAAAGGACUUUCAAAGGCCAAGGAGGGAGUUGUGGCUGCUGCUGAGAAAACCAAACAGGGUGUGGCAGAAGCAGCAGGAAAGACAAAAGAGGGUGUUCUCUAUGUAGGCUCCAAAACCAAGGAGGGAGUGGUGCACGGUGUGGCAACAGUGGCUGAGAAGACCAAAGAGCAAGUGACAAAUGUUGGAGGAGCGGUGGUGACGGGUGUGACAGCAGUAGCCCAGAAGACAGUGGAGGGAGCAGGGAGCAUUGCAGCAGCCACUGGCUUCGUCAAAAAGGACCAGUUGGGCAAGAAUGAAGAAGGAACCCCACAGGAAGGAAUUCUACAAGAUAUGCCUGUGGAUCCUGACAAUGAGGCUUAUGAAAUGCCUUCUGAGGAAGGGUAUCAAGACUACGAACCUGAAGCCUAAGAAAUAUCUUUGCUCCCAGUUUCUUGAGAUCUGCUGACAGACGUUCCAUCUUGUACAAGUGCUCAGUUCCAAUGUGCCCAGUCAUGACAUUUCUCAAAGUUUUUACAGUGUAUUUUGAAGUCUUCCAUCAGCAGUGAUUGAAGUAUCUGUACCUGCCCCCACUCAGCAUUUCGGUGCUUCCCUUUCACUGAAGUGAAUACAUGGUAGCAGGGUCUUUGUGUGCUGUGGAUUUUGUGGCUUCAAUCUAUGAUGUUAAAACAAAUUAAAAACACCUAAGUGACUACCACUUAUUUCUAAAUCCUCACUAUUUUUUUGUUGCUGUUGUUCAGAAGUUGUUAGUGAUUUGCUAUCGUAUAUUAUAAGAUUUUUAGGUGUCUUUUAAUGAUACUGUCUAAGAAUAAUGAUGUAUUGUGAAAUUUGUUAAUAUAUAUAAUACUUAAAAAUAUGUGAGCAUGAAACUAUGCACCUAUAAAUACUAUGAAAUUUUACCGUUUUGUGAUGUGUUUUAUUAACUUGUGUUUGUAUAUAAAUGGUGAGAAUUAAAAUAAAAUGUCGUCUCAUUGCAAAAAAA
Molecule: messenger RNA, 1443 nt
Organism: Mandrillus leucophaeus (drill)
Lineage: Eukaryota; Metazoa; Chordata; Mammalia; Primates; Cercopithecidae
Gene: SNCA
Product: synuclein, alpha (non A4 component of amyloid precursor)
Exons: 6
Coding region: 450-872 (140 amino acids)
Biological process (GO): chemical synaptic transmission; synapse organization; regulation of dopamine secretion
Cellular component (GO): cytoplasm; axon terminus; neuronal cell body
Molecular function (GO): cuprous ion binding
Source: RefSeq, a predicted model, not a curated record